Zalophus californianus (California sea lion) is the source of this 588-nucleotide messenger RNA. RefSeq names its product major histocompatibility complex class I-related gene protein. Lineage: Eukaryota; Metazoa; Chordata; Mammalia; Carnivora; Otariidae. Gene Ontology annotation, cellular component: external side of plasma membrane. Gene Ontology annotation, biological process: immune response. The record is from RefSeq and is a predicted model, not a curated record.
AUGGUCCUUAGGCAAGAGAAGUCCCUGGACAUGGACGUGACCCCACACGGGACUAGCUCACUGACAUAUUUUCGCCUGGGCAUUUCAGAUCCCAGCCAUGGGAUCACUGAAUCUCUUUCUCAUCCCAUCAUUACAUAUAGUGUCUCUUUGCAGGAGGAGCCGUGGGCUCCAUGGAUGGUGGAGAACCCCUUGCCUGGUCACUGGGAGAGGUACACUCAGCUGCCGAGGGGCUGGAGCUGGAGCAUCUGUAGUCAUCGCGAUCACUCAGGGUUUCACACUUCCCAGAGGAUGACUGGCUAGGAGUUGCUGGAGGACAGAAGCACCACAUUUGUCCAGCAUGCCUAUGAUGGACAAGAUUUCAUUAUCUUAAAUAAAGAUAUCAUUUUCUGGAUGGCUGCAGAUAAUAUGGCUCACAUCACCAAGUGGGCAUGGGAGGCCAAUUGGCAUGAGUUAUAAUAUCAAAAGAACUAGCUGGAAGGAGAACAUAUUACCUCAUUAAAGAGGUUCCCGGAGUAUGGGGAAGAUACUACAAGGACAGGUAAAGAGAAGGGAGAACACCAGGUCCCCAGAGCCCUUGGUUUUAUAUAG